Microthlaspi erraticum is the source of this 1140-nucleotide messenger RNA. The record is from the annotation of a GenBank genome assembly. NCBI's taxonomy places the organism in Eukaryota, Viridiplantae, Streptophyta, Magnoliopsida, Brassicales, Brassicaceae.
AUGAAGAGAAGACGUGAAGGGAAUGACGAGACAUCACCAUCGCCGGCACGACUUCUUCACAGUGGAAGCUCCACGGGAGAUAUCAAUUAUAUCCCUCUCGAUCUAACGGUGGAAAUACUAAAAAAACUCCCGGCGAAAUCUCUAGUGAGAUUCCAAUGCGUCUCGAAACUAUGGUCAUCAAUUAUCAGCAGGAGAAGAGACUUCAUAGAAUCUAUCGUGACUCGGUCUCCUCGUGAUGCCUAUCUCCUCUCCUACAAUGUUUCAACCGACUACGCCAACGCGAAAAGCUCCUUAGUCUUAUCGUCUAGUUCGUGCACUCGAAAUACUGAAACAAAAUCAUUAUUACUCCCUCACGGAUGUUAUCAACACGUCCGCGGCUUGAUUUUUUGUUGGACAGACUGUCUUCACGAGCCAUAUAUAUAUAACCCUACCACAAGGCAGUCUUUUCAGUUACCAAAGUUGAGAAACUACGCGAUGGGAUCUUGCGUAUUUGGAUACGACCCUCUCGAGAAUCAAUACAAAGUAUUGUUCCUACCAUCAGACCAUAUGGAGCAGGGUUGUCAAGUUUUCACAUUAGGAGAUUCCAAAGCAAAGCAGUGGAGGUUCAUCCAAGGAGUUAAGUCUCACUUUCCAAUGUCUGGUGCAGUUUGCAUCAACGGGAUUAUCUAUUACCGAGGAAGGGCUACAGACUAUGGUUAUGCUUCUCUGUACAAAUUGAUGAGUUUUGAUGUGAGAUCCGAGCAACUUUGUCAUGUCGACGCUCCAGAAACACUCAUGGAUCACCAGUCGUAUCUGAUAGACUACCAAGGGAAGUUAGGAUUCGUGUGUUGCGACAAGGGCGUGGAAAUUUGGGUUAGGGGGGAUGGUGAUCAGAAGAUUCAAGGAUGGUCCAAGAUUUUCUUUUAUGACAUGAAGGGUUUUGAAAAAUGGUACAUCCCGGGUGUUACUCGUCAUGGUGAGAUCGUUUUUGUCGAUUUCGGAUACGGUCGUGAUGACCCGUUAUGUGUCCUAUGUUAUGAUCCAAAGCAAAAUAGUGUGAGAGAUGUUGACCUCCAAGGCACUUGGCCGGGAAGGCGCAAGAGUAUUAUUCUUAUCUGGUUUUUUCAAUGUUUUGUUGAGAACACAAUGGGUUUAUAUUAA